AUGGCCACCCAGUCGUGCUUGGAGAAGGGGCAGAAGCAACAGCGGGGCGAGGUGCCCUCAGGGCCAAAGAACGAAGUCUUCCCUACUCCUGGCAACGCCCGGGAGACCGGCAACGGCGACGCUGGCCCCUCGGUGCCCACAGUCUCGGGCGACCGGUCUCCAUCUGGUGGGGACGCCCCGUGCGGUGGCACAGCAGGUGCCUCCUCCUGCGUCAGGGCGGACGCCGGUGCCGUUUCCAGCGCUGCGGAGGAGCCGGGGCCGCCCUCCAUGUCCUGCGUGGGGGAAAGCGGGCGUCCUGAGCUCCAGGGCGGUCCGAGUCCCCACACACAGCUGAGCCGCGUGGGGCCCGAGACGGGCCAAGGCCUCCACACCGCACAUGCGGGCAGCGCGGCCGCCGCACGGCAGGCCAGGAGGGGCGCUGUCCAGGCCAGCCGGCGUCCGGCCCACACGACGGGCCCAGCGAGCGGCCGUGGGCGGAAACCGCGCAGCCGCAAGAAGUCUGCCCAGGCUCAGAAGGUCCCAAGGCGCUGUCUGUUUCCAGAUGCACCCGCGCCUCAGAGGCCCGUGCCUUUGCCGCCAUCCUCUCCCAGGGCUCAGCCCAGCAGCCGCCGCCGUGCACCUCGAGCUUCUCCGUGGAGUCUCGCGUCCCAGCCAGGCCCGGACCUCCGAAGCCACACCACCCCACCGCCAGGCCCUGCCCUGCGAAGCCGCGCCACUCUGCGCGGCCCCGCUGCCUGCCGCUUCUGCGCACCCCCGCAAGGACCUGCUGUCCGCCGCUGCGCAUCUGCGCCAGGCGCUGCAUCCCGCCCCCGGAGUGCGGCUGCAUCUGCGCCAGGCGCUGCAUCCCGCCCCCGGAGUGCGGCUGCAUCUGCGCCAGGCCCCGCACCCAGCUGCCGCCGUGCACCCGCGCCGCCACGUCGCGCCGUCCCGAACCACGCAUCCGGGUCGGGUACCGCUCUUCGCCGCCGUGGAUCCGCACCAGGUCCUGCUCGCCGUCGCCGCAGUGCGUCCACGUCAGGUCCUGCUCGCCGCCGCUGCCGCCGCGCUUCCAGGCCCGGAGGUGGUCUCGGAUGCUCUGCUACAGCGCCCAGCCCGGCUUCCCGUAGCCGCGCAUCUGGACUAGGCCCUGCUCUCAGAAGCAGAGCAUCCGGGGCAAACCCUGCCCUCCCUCGCAGCGGCACGACCGCAGGCUUUGUCCCCCGGAGCCGCCCCACCCAGAGAAGGUCGACCGCUAGCAGCCGCCCCUCUCUCCCUGCGCCUGCUGGCCAGAGGCCUCCUUCCCCGGGGCUCCCCUUACGAAGGCUUGUCUUCCAGAGCAGCUCAGGCUCUCCCGAUCCUGAGGCCCCAAGCCUGCCUUCCCAGCCGCGUUGGCGCGCAGUCCGCAUGCGUGCCUCCUCACCCUCACCUCCUGGUCGGCUCUAUCCUUUCCCUGGGUGGUUUGCUGAGAGUUCCUCCUCCUCCUCCUCCUCCUCUUCCUCCUGCCCCUCCCCGUCGCCCCCCCUUCCCCCCUCCUCCUCUUCCCCCAAUUUUGGUGGGCUGGCCUCCAUCUCCACUCCUAGCCCUGAUAGCCUUAGAAGAGCCUUGCUGCUGGAGUUUGAUGCUCUGAGCCCUGCCUCUCCAGGAGAGCAGAAUGAAAUGGAGAGCUUCCCUUACCCCCCUACUGGUCCUGAGCCUUGA
Molecule: messenger RNA, 1677 nt
Organism: Pteronotus mesoamericanus
Lineage: Eukaryota; Metazoa; Chordata; Mammalia; Chiroptera; Mormoopidae
Gene: EZHIP
Product: EZH inhibitory protein
Exons: 3
Coding region: 1-1677 (558 amino acids)
Cellular component (GO): nucleus
Source: RefSeq, a predicted model, not a curated record